AAGAAAAAAAUAUGAGAACUUAAAGAAACCAGAACCUUCUUUAAUAAUUUCUUUUCUUUACCGAGCUCUUGCUUUUUCUUGGAUUCGGUCACCGCCGCGGUUCAUGAUUCCGGAUCUGACUUCUUCUCCGUUGAACACUGUCAGGGAUUGAUGCACCAAACAUGGAAAGAGAAGCAAAGAAGGAGGCUUUCAGGAAGUAUCUAGAGUCCAGUGGUGUUCUUGAUGCUCUGACUAAAGUACUAGUUGCAUUAUAUGAAGAAAAUGACAAGCCUCAAUCUGCAGUUGAGUUUGUUCAACAGAAAUUAGGAGGCCCAUCAGUUUCUGAAUAUGAAAAGCUACAAGCUGAGAAGGCAGAUUUGCAAUUAAAGUAUGACGAGCUCUUGGCAGCUCACAGAGAAACAUGCAGAGAGCUCGAGGAACUUAAGAACUCAAAGCUCAUAGCAACUGGCAAGGAGACUGAAGAUGGAGACAACAAUAAAGGGUGAAUAGUAAAGAAUUUCAAGAAAUAGUACACACUGCAUCUUAACAAAAUUCAUCAUUUGUCUGAAAGAAUUUAAUUUGCAUUCCACCGAUCCUCAGAAUGGCUAAUUGUCUACUGGUUUAUUACAGCUAAAGGUCAUUUUCCUCAUUUUUAUUUUGCUUCAUCCAUCUUUUCAACUACGUAUUAUCACUUAACUAAACAGGCCAUGGAUACGAGUGUUGUUCCAUUAUCAGCUUGAGAGUUGAACUCAUUGUCUUGAUUUAGAAGCCAGUUUCCUUGGCUGUAUAGAUCAUCUUGACUCCCAAUGAGAUGAUGAAAAUGUAGUCCCAGACUUUUUCAUUUUUGCCCCUUGAUCAAAAGCAGGUGUAAUUUUAUUAUCCA
Molecule: messenger RNA, 862 nt
Organism: Elaeis guineensis (African oil palm)
Lineage: Eukaryota; Viridiplantae; Streptophyta; Magnoliopsida; Arecales; Arecaceae
Biological process (GO): regulation of DNA-templated transcription
Cellular component (GO): nucleus
Molecular function (GO): transcription coactivator activity
Source: RefSeq, a predicted model, not a curated record